GGCAAGUGCAGCGACGUUCGCGCCGCGGCGGCUCGCGAGGCCGAGAGCGGCGGCGGAACGAUUUUUGCGGCGGAAAAGCGGCGGGCGAGAGAGAGACGGAGGAGUCGCUCGGCUCGCGGUGCCACUGGCCGGCGAACGACUGCGCGAUAAAAGCUGCUGUCCUAGGUCGGCACCACACCAACUCGAGACGACACCAAAACAAGCCAACGUGCGAGUGUCCUCCGGCGCCAAAUUUAUUACUUAGGAUGAGCGUCGCGAUGGGGUCUCCUUUGACAGUGGCUGACAGGCUGUAUGUUUAUGCUCUGCAUGGCUUCCUUAUUGAAGUGUUAUUUUCGGCCACUUGGGACUUUGUCUUGAUGCAGAAAUGGACGUUAGCAGGCUGUUCAAACAUUUGGUCCCUUCCCAUCUACGGAAUUUCCGGUCUAGUCAUGGAAGUCCUGGCCGACAAAAUGCUCUCCCGAGGUCUGGUCUGGCCAUGGCGCGGCCUCGUCUAUCUAGUUUGGAUCUACUGCUGGGAGUACUCGUCCGGCUUUGUCCUACGCUCUCUCAACGCCUGCCCGUGGGACUACUCAGCGUUCGAUUACAACAUCAACGGUCUCAUUACCCUUGAGUACGGCCCCUUGUGGAUGGCCGCGUCGCUGCUAAUGGAAAAAGUGGUCAUUCAAAGACUAUCGCACCUCAGGUGGCAUCCGAAACCGGCUGUCAAAUCUUUCAAGUUGAACUGACACAAGCAGGAGUUUUGAGGAACCCCACGCAAGCCAAAAAGUGAUUCUUUUGGAUUACAAUUUUUUUCAGCCCCUAUGUUCUAGAUUCAGGGCCAGAAUACUUAUGUGUGUGCGAAUUUGAAAUUGCAAAAGGCAGCUUUGAUUUCUACAACAUUUUCUCUAAGGCUGCUCUAAAAUGUCCCACUCUCUAAGUCUUAUCAGCACUUAUUUACAUCAACUACCAAAGUCCCCACUGGUAUAUGCGAGUUAAUCAAUUUUCCUCUACAUUUAUGGAACAACAGAGAUAUUAAAAAUUUAUAGUGUUGUUGCAAGUUCAGCAAACAUUCACAAGCUCUUUGCAAAGAGCAUUUUUAUAAAAUAAAACCUCUGUCAAGGAAAUUCACUUUGACAGUUUGUUCAAACUUUCAACGUAUGUCUUGCAUUCCAACUAGUAUGUACACGGUUAGACUCACUAUCAUUAUUACAUGUCAACUGUGAAUAUAUAUUAUAAUUAUCCUGUAUCUAAAAUCUCUAGAAAAUGUACAAAUUUAAAAAAAAAUGACUGAUGUACGUUGUUCAUUGUUGGUAAAGAAAGGUCACCUCUACUGUUGGAAAAAAUUUAAAUAAAUAACAUUAAAGCUCAUUGCGAGUCAAUGAAAUGAGCAUUUUUAUUUUUAAUUCCAGGAUAUUUCAGUGAAUUGAAAUUUGUAAUUUGCUGCCAAGCAUUACGUUAAAGUCAGCCACACAGCAGCAAAAGCAAUUCCUGCCUUCUCUUACAAUCACAGGCUGCAGACCAAGGUGCCAUAUUUGCAGAGAAAGCCAAGGUCGAGAAGUUAAGUAGAUGGAAAAAGUGAGGCUUCAGUAUGUUCAUUUGUCUAUAUUUCCGGGAAACUUCAUUGGUGCUACCUUCUUUUCAGGAAAGUAUUUGCUAGCGGGCUCUUCUUUUUUUCUUCACUUAGCUGCUGCUGUUUUGCUACCUCUUGUGCCUACAAGUAUUUAUUAAAAUCAGAACAUAAUAACUACGUCAAAUUUAUAAUACCUGGAGUUUUUGCAAGUUUUCUUUAAAAGCUUCCAAGGGAUCAUCAAACUGGUGAUAGUAAUUCAAAACUUCUCUGACAUCCUGAACUUCCGAAGUAGCAAUUGCUGCAAGAUUAAAUUUUAAUAAGCAAAACCAAAAUUGAAAAAAAGCAUUCAGCUCACUUUUCAAAAAGACCGCAAGCUCAAUGAGAGUUUGGUCAUCGUCAUUUCCCUUCCACCUAGGAAGCAGCAAGGCGUUGCUGUAGUUUUCUUUGAUGGACUUGUCGUUCCAGUCGACAACUAUGACCUUACUCAGAUCUCUGUUCAAACUCUCCAAGUCUUUGAUGUGGUGUCCAUCCACAUACUUGGUGGCAUCUCUGAACAGACGGUAGGAAAUGCAACCGUGUGGGUCUAAUGCGUCAAGAAUGGGAAAUGCAGUCUUGAGGGUAAAACACAAAAAUUCAGUAUCACAUUGCAAAAUAACAAUCAGAAUCACUUACAAAGCCCUGCUCAGCAGUGUAAAUAACAACUUCAAAUAAAGGAGGCGCAACUUGGGUAAGGAAAAAGUCGACGCCGGGCCUCUUCUUGAACCUCCAGCCAGUUUGGUACUAAAUUUAGGCAUUAUUAAAAUUAUUCAAGUUACUACAGAAAACAAGCAUACUGUCCAAUCUGGAUGGACAAGAACAUCUGUCAUUUCAAGGACUAGCGUGUAUGGCGGUUGAUAAUAGGGCUCAGUUAAAGGGUCGGGGAGCAGUUUGUCUCUUGAAGGUUCUUGAAUCAUCUGCAGCAAUUCAGAUAUUUAGUGAUAUAUUAAGGAAACUUAACAAAUUAUGCAAACCUUUCUGUAUGAAACCAACUCUCUCCACGAUCGGGCAAUAUAUUGCUGGACGACUGGCAUGCCACUGUAUUCGUCUUCUAUGUCAUUGCCAUCAGGGUCUUUUAACGGGGCGCCUAAAACGUUUUGUUUGAAAAUUGAGAUAAAAGAGAAAAUUUACUGGGGCUCCAAACAUACCACACUCGACUAACACCCAAAUGCCGAGACUGGUGAAUGUGACACCGAAAGCGAUAAAAGUGUACUUCAUAGUCCUCCAGGCGGCCUCUCGCUUUUUCUUUUCCUCUUCGGUCUCCUGUUUCUGCUCGUCUUUUUGCUCCUUUCCACCGCCACCAUCGGCCUGCAGCCGGGACUUGAGGAUUUCUUCGGCAAGGCCUUUGGCAUCGGUGGUGGCUUUGGUGGUGCUGUAGAAUUUUGAAGAGAUGUGAUUUGUGAACGAAAGGUAGCUGAACGUCGGCUGACAUCGUUGGACAAGCGAGCUGAAAGUGUUUGCCCGAGCUCUCCUCACAACAGGGCUGAAUAAUCCGUGUUUUAUCAACCUCACCGGCACGAGGCUUGUAUUUCGUAGGGCGGCCAUCAUCAAUUUUCUUAUUAUUUUUCUCCUGCCCUAACAGGAGUGUUGACAAAAGAGUUAAGUAUUUUUCCAUUUAAAGUUUUGAAAUUGAAAAUCCCUCGGUUUUUAAAUAAAAAAUUACCAAAGAGUCUUCAAUUAAAAACGAUAAAAUUUAAAAACUUUACUAAACCUAUACAAAAAAUAUCGUUUCCUUACAAAACAUAAACAUCAUAAUAAAGUACAGUGUGACUCCUCAGUGCACUCCUCCCGAGAUUCUCGGCCCAUCCCAUUUACUUUUUCCCACAACCCACACCACACCACAACCACAUACGAACUCAACUCGCCGUUAUUUUUUCUCGUCCCGCUUUGGGCGCUUUGUCGCUGUUUUAGUUUUGAGAACUUAAAAUUGCUGGAAAUUACCUCAAGAUUGAGUAGCGAAAGGGGCGAGCAAGGCAUUCAAUUCAACUGCAUUGGUCUGCAAAUCUGCUAAACGAUGGAAAGUCAAUCAAACAAAAUCUUUGGCGAUUCGGCAUUCUCUUCUUUGCGCGCGCAAAGAAUUGCUUAAAAGCAACUGCACAACACAGUUUAGCUUUUGAUCAUAAAGUAAAAACAAGAAACCAGCCCAAAAAUGCCUAAAACAAGCAGCUGGCAUGGCCCUUCAUAUCGCUAUCAUUCAGAGGUCCCCGUCACUGAUAAGUUGUACCAUCAUGCAUUCGCACAAUUCCAGCAGUACAAGUUUCUUACUCUGAAAAAGAUGAAGAUUACCAUUGGUUCAUUUGUUGAGUUGCAAGACGUUGAAAGGCUUCAAGUUCCUGGGUCGGAGGAUAAUCUUCCUCCACCUAAAUUUGCCCAAAUCUUCAGGAUUUUAAAAACUGAAAAAGGACCAUAUCUUUUGAUAUUUUGGUUCCACCCCAUGUGUGAAGAAUUCAAAAGAUUACCAAUUGCUCCUCCCAAGGACAGAAUCUUCAGAUUUCCAGAUUUUUCCUCAAAGGACGUAAUUUUGGAUAGGAGAUCUCCAGUUAUCUAUGGUGCAGUGACUUAUCAUCAAAUUGCAGCUGUCAGAUCGUUUGUUAAAGUCCACUUUCGUGAUGACCCAAUGGAGAUACUGGAAGAGUCUGGAAUGGAGUUCAUCCAGCGCUUUGAUGUUGUGUACAAAAAUGAUAAAACAAUCUUGAUUCCUCGUUUAAAACAAACUGACCUGAAGAAUGAUGUCUACCCUGUUGAUGCAGCAAAAAUCAAUGAAACCUUGAAGGAAAAGUGUGAAACUGACUCGGUUCCACCUUCAACAAUAGACUCUAAAUCAGCAAGUGUGACUGGACAGAAAAGCAGUGACAGACUAACAAACAAGGACAACUUGGCACCAUCUACUUCAAACAAUACAAGAACACCUGUCUUAAUUGAAGACGAGGACAACCUUGAGACAAGACUUCAAAAGAACGUUAUCCAGACAAGAAGCUAUCACAAACAUCAACGUGAAAUGAAGAAACAUGCUGAAAAGCCUUCCAUUUCAAAUGAUUCCAAGGAGGAUGACGCAAAGUCUUUGAAGUUGCUUUCAAAAAGUAGAGCCCAAACUAAAAGUGUGGCUCAGAGUCAGAAGUCAAGUGUUAGUAAGUCGAAGAUGAAUCAACCUGCUGUGAAUAAUAAACCGUCAAGAGCUCCUGAUUCCGAUGAAUCCAGUGAAGAUGAUGAGAUAUUUGUGAAGGAAUUUAAAGUGAACAAAAAUGCUUCUGCGGCAACUAGUGAGACAAUUGAUCACAAGGACAAGUCUGAGAAGACACAAUUUUUUCCAAAAAAAGCGUCUAAAGAUUUUGAUUUGUCUUCGGAAAAAGAUGAUGAGGAGGAAAAUCCUAAGAAUGUCUCAUCUGUUCAGAAGAAAUCCACCCUUGAAAGAAACCCCAAAAAGAAACCAGCCACCCAAAAAGGAAACUCUGAGUCUGAACAUGAGGGCAAUACCGCUUUUGAUCAUCCUGCCUUCUGGCCUAAAAAGUCCAAGAAAAAGAAGCUCUAUGAUCCUAGGAAACUUACGUCACACUCAGAUUCCAUUUGUAAAGACGAAGGAGAGACUAGAAAAGAUAUGGUCGUUGAAAAUUCCACUUUCAUCAGUAUCCGGAGCCAAAAAAAUAAUACUGAAAAUUUGCAUGAGCCUAUGAGCAGAGGCAUUACUACAAAGGAUAAAACCAGAGCCACCUCGGUGCUUUUGUCCAAUGUGCCUGCCGAGUCUGAAGAGGAUGAGGAUACACAACCUUUUGCUCAAUCACGCUCAAAGUUGUUGAAAGUGAAAGAGGCUGCUAUUCUGUAUAUGCAAACAAAAUCUCAAGAUGAUGGGCUGUUCGAAUUCAGUCAAGAUGCCCAAAUUGCAGAGAAAAAGGAGAACAAAUCGCUAAUCAAUAUAUCAACUAAGAUUCUGACUAGCGGAUCAGAAUCUGAUGAUGAAUCUGACAGCAAUUUACCCGAGAACAGAGUUCCAAUGAAAGUUGCAACACCUGUAAGGGAGCAAAGUAAGCACCUCAGUUCUAGAAGUUCAACGCAGUCACCGAGGGCAAACAAAAAUUCGCCCAAUGCAAAGAAACCCAAGCCAAGCCUUGACCAAGAAGAAGGAACCAAAAUUCUGAAUCCAGUGGCAAAAGCAACUAAAAGGAGAUCAUCAAACCCAUUCUCAAGCAGUGAUUCUGAAGGAUUUGUGAAAGAAUCGAACAUUCAAAAGUUUGCUAGCAAGAAAGUGAAGCGGCCAAAAUUGGAAAUCAGAAGGAAUGUCUUCACUAUGUCUGAUUCGGAUUCAGAUGGCCCUAGCAACAGGCUGGAGGCUCAAAGCCCUUCAAGAUCUGCUAGAAAGAUAAGUCUCAGAUUAGAUAAAAAAGAGACUCCUUCGAAGCUUAACCAGCGCAAACAGUCUACCCUGCUUGUCAAUAAUGCUAAAAAAGUCCAUGUGAAUGAGGACGCUUCUAGCACCAAUCGACGUAAGGUUAUGUUGGAAGGAGUAGUUAAAUCAUUGUUACAAAUGGAAGAUAACUUAAUGGUUCACCGACAACCAACGGAUGACAAAGAGGCAGAAAAUCGCAUCUCUGAAGUUGAAUCAAACCAUGGAACCACUGAAGAGGAAGACAUUGCAAUUGAAGAAGUCUUUUCUGAUGUAAGUCAGACUCUGCCACCAAAAAGAGUCAAGAAAGAAUCUGCAUCAUCAACAUCAUCAGAUAAGGUUGUUGUACCAACAAUUCGACCUCCAGGAGCUCCUAUUGGGUCCAAAUGUCGUGUGAUUAAACCUGGAAACAGUGUUCCGUCACCUGCUACGUCAGAAGAGUACGCAACUCCCUUUGGCAGUCCACAAGAAGUGGAAUCUCAGCAGGAGGAAAGCCAAGGCCCGAGUCUACUACAAACAACAUUCCAGUCAAUGAACCAGACGCUCUUCAGAAAAAUGCGUGAACUCCAUGGGUGUGAGUCACCUGUAAAAUCUAAACCUUCUGAAAAGAGUUCAAACAAUUCACUGGACCUCAGCACACAGUUGGCCGAAGCUCUGUUUGACUACAAAGAGCAGCACUACAAAUUUCAAGAGAGAAAAACUGUUCGUGACAAAAAAUUAGACCAGGCUGAGGAGAUGGAAUUUUCAGAAGAGGAGGAAGCGGAAGCUGAAAAUGAACAUUCCAAAGAGAGUGAAAAACAUUCAAACUCUAUUUCCAGUCCACGGAAGAACAGUUGGCCAGCAGAUUGUAGCUCAAAGGUAACAACUCGUAGUGCUUCUCAGGCAUCAGCUACUGACAAUGAAUUCCAUAUUGAUUAUUAUAUGAAGAAAGUUGAUGCUGAAUUUGAAAGAAUUGAUUGCCAAUGCAUGGACUCUCUUUUCAAUGAAGUCGCAAGAGAUGGCAGUGACGAUGAAUCACCUGAUGUAUCAAUUUCUGCCAAAGAAAUUCCCAUGGACUUUUGUGAUCAGCCCUCAGAAUUCACACCAGCUCAAGAUAGAGUUUCUAGAAAGCUUAGUGUCCUGUUUGAUGCAAUCGAUGACAGCGACCAGACUGCCAGUGAGGUGGAAGAUUCUGACGAGGAAACUGGAGAGACAAAAGUGGUGCCUGCUAUACUUUGUACCAAGAGCAAAGAAAUGUCAGAGAAUGCCCCAGUUGUGCCAAGCUCACCAAUAGUCUCAGGGAAAAAGAGCAGAAAGGAGAAACAUGUUCCAAAGGUGAUAGACGAGAUACGAAUAAAUGGUCGGAAACUUACAAGGCCUUUGGUUGCAAGCCCCGCCAAGGACGGCAGCCUGAGGAUGAAAAUUCGUUCUCCAGACAAAGGGGUUAAAGUUUUCUCCUCCCCAGAGAAAAGCUCAAGAAUGGCCUCAACAGCAUCUCCAAAAAAAGUUGGAAAAGACAUUCAAUCUGAAGACACUCCGGGCAAAAGAGGAAGAGGAAGGCCCCGAAAUAGUGCAGUGGCAACAACAAGUAAAUCAGCUGAUGAAAAGGAGGAACCUAAAACUCCAACUGCUAACAAAAAACCUAAAGACACUCCUGUUGAAGACACGCCAAGUAAAAUCAGAAGAGGAAGGCCUCCGAAGAAUGUGGCUGCAACAUCAACAAGAACCGCUGAUUCAAAAUCUCCGAGGAAAAAUGAACCAAAAACCCCUUUGUCAGGCAAAAGAGGUCGUCCCAAAACCACAGCUGGAUUUUCAACACCAAGACAACGUGGAAGUUCGCAGAAGAAAAAGUCAACUCCCAACAAGAAAACAGAAUCACCAGAAGGAUCUCCAUCCAAAAGUCUCAGGAGAAAAAGUCUGCAAAUUGCUAGACCGGAAAGGACUCCAAGUAAAAGGAGGGUGUCCAUGGCACCACGGAUUGAAGCGGUCAGUGAAGAAGAAGUGAAGCGCAGUACAAAGAAAACUACAACAGAUACUCCAGGAAGACGAGGUCGCUCAGCAAAAAUACCAGUCUGUUAUGACGAUUCAAGCAGCAGUGACCAGACACCUAAGAAGACAACCAAGAAGACCCCUAAGAAGCAGCUCAGACCUGCUCUCAAGACGUCAAUUCAGACCCCCAAAGUGAGCCGAGGAAGGACCCGCAAGUCUGGAUCUACUCCCAGCAAAGCUCCAGCAACUCCUAAAAGAACUAGAGGAAAGUAUGUGAAAGUUGGAGAGGAAAGCACUGCCAUUGAAGAACAAGAAAUGCCUGGCAGGGAAGAACAAAUGGCUAAUAUACAAGACUUUAUUGAGUCCAGGAUAGAAGAUCUGACCGGAGGGUGCAUGUACAUUAGUGGCCUUCCAGGCACUGGAAAAACAGCGUCAGUCAAUCAAGUUUUACUAAAUCUGUCCAAAAGGAGGGAAAGCGGCGAACUUGAUUACAAGGUAAUUUUUGAUAAAGCAAUUCUAGUUUUUGUUCAUCAUAAAAUGCCAUUCCAGCUGAUCAAAGUGAGUGGCAUGGAGUUGACUCAGCCACAACAGGUGUUUUGCCGCAUGGCAGAAGUUCUUCUUGAACGGAGCAAUAUGACUGCGUCAAUCGCCCUGGACAGUCUGACCAAAUAUUUCAACAACAAAGACAAGAAGCGGCCGCCUACUAUUUUAAUAAUUGACGAGUUGGACAUGCUGUGCACCCGAAAGCAAGAUGUUGUCUACCAUCUCUUUGACUGGCCAACUAAAGCAACGUCCAGGCUUAUAGUUUUGACGAUUGCCAACACAAUGGAUCUUCCAGAAAGACUUCUGCAGGGAAAAGUCACCAGCAGAAUGGGGUUGACUCGCCUGACCUUCCGCCCUUACACCUAUGAUCAAUUGGAAAAAAUAGUUCAAGUCAAACUUGGAGAAUCAGGUGACUUUGGAAGUGAUGCCAGGCAGCUAGUAGCAAGGAAAGUGGCUUCACUCAGCGGUGAUGCAAGAAGGGCUCUGGAAAUUUGCCGCCGGUCCCUUGAGUUGGCCAACAAUUCCGCUGUCAAAAUGACACAUGUUUUGGAGGCUUUAAAAGAGAUGCUGGAAACACCAACUGUUCUUGCUAUAAAGAUUCUUGGCCCCUUGGAAAAAUUGUUCCUGAACUGUAUAGCCAGUGAAAUUCAAAGAACUGGAGUGGAGGAAACAACCUUGUCCGAGGUACAAAACUCUAUGAAAGCUCAAGGACUAUUUCAUGGAGUGACUGACUUUACGAGCAGCAAAGUAAUGGAAAUUUGUGCACGUCUAGCAUCAUUCCGCUUAAUCCUGGCUGCACAAGACAGAGCUGGACUCAAGCAAAGGAUAUCUCUCAAUGUCAACCCUGAUGACUUGCACUUUGCUUUGAAAGUUGCAGACCAAAUUUAAUCUAGAACCUUUAAUAUCUGUAAAUGCAUUAAAUUUUUGAGCUAUGUCAAUUUUGUACUUUGCAGGAUAUGCCUUAAAUGAUCUAAUAAUGAUUAAAUUAUUUAUUCUUAAAUUAAAAGCUGAUUAAAAAUGAAUUAUUAACUAAAUUAUUAUGAAACUUUGU
Neocloeon triangulifer is the source of this 9525-nucleotide messenger RNA. RefSeq lists its product as uncharacterized. NCBI's taxonomy places the organism in Eukaryota, Metazoa, Arthropoda, Insecta, Ephemeroptera, Baetidae. The transcript is spliced from 19 exons. The coding region runs from base 3735 to 9362 and encodes 1875 amino acids. Gene Ontology annotation, cellular component: nuclear origin of replication recognition complex. Gene Ontology annotation, molecular function: ATP hydrolysis activity; DNA replication origin binding; ATP binding. The record is from RefSeq and is a predicted model, not a curated record. Gene Ontology annotation, biological process: mitotic DNA replication checkpoint signaling; DNA replication initiation; regulation of DNA-templated transcription.